AUGUCGGCAACAGCCCCCGUGCACCACCGGACCAAGAAGCACGCCGCCCCCGACAGGACGCGCCCCACGCUAGCCCCAAUGACAACGACCACCACCAUCAAUACUAUCCACCACCGAGGCGGUGGCAGGAAACGUCUAAGACGGGCCGCGUGCGCCCCCGCGGGGGGCGGCAGCGGCAACCACCAGUCUGGCGGUAAGACCGGCGGCGACAGUGCUAUCAGCAGCAGCUGCUCAACGCUGCCACGGGUUCAUCGGGCGGUGAGAGUAGCGGCCGGCGUUCGAGACGGCCGGCGAAAAGUGGCGCCGCACGGCGCUACCGUGCCGGCUCUCCCGGUCGUCCCUGGGUACAAGGCCAUGGCGGCCGGGGGGACAGGCUGUGUGGAAACGAGGAAGAGGCCUCGGCGACGGCCGCGAAAAGGAAACGCUGCGGCCGAGAGAGGAAGGGGCAGGGUACAGUUAGACGGUGGUGCAACAACCUGCGCAACGGACGUGUUUGACGAAAUCUUGAAUACUGGAAAUGGCACAGCCGAUCCGUUGCCGACGUCUGGGGGCGACGGAGCCGGACUAGCCCUGAGGAUCUCGGGCGGGGAGGUGGGCUUUGGCCUGAAAGAUAGCGUUCUGCAGGAGUCAGUGGCAAACAUCCUACCGGGGGGUCCCCGGGAGCAGCACCAGCGUGAGGUGGAGGAAGAAGACAAGGAGGAAGCGGAGGCGGGCCGUGGGAGAGGGCAUCGGAGGUCCUGCCUCGCCGAAGAUGAAUUCCUCUCUACGGAAACCUUGGACUCGGUCUUUGCCGUACCGGAGAGUGGGGUCGGAAGUGGCGGAGGAGGGCGAGAGGCCAAUGCGCCCGAAGGACUGGGAGGCUUGUCGCCGGGGUGGAGCAGUCGCAGCAGUCGGCGAAGCAGCGAGGGGGGCGACAGUUCGAGCGGAUUCUUGAGCGACUCGGCGGCGAUCCGUGAUGGGAAGACCUUGCUGUCCGACGGACCAGUCGGCGACUGGGGCAAGGCACGCACGGACGGCGGGGUCACGAGUGACGCGGCAACGGCGGCAGCUGUUGAGACUGUAGUCGGGGGUAUCAUAACGGAAGCUAGAGAAAGGCACGCUGCAAGUUUCUCGCCUGGUGAGGUCGGUGCAGGGCAGGCCGAUCCUAACCAACAUACGAUCAAGACAACGUCGCCGACCGCAUUGCCAGAUGACACUUCCGAUAUGACCGACAACCAGAUGCCCAUCAACCAGCGGCAGCAGGAACAGGAACAUCAACAAAUCGUAGAGGAUGAGCUCACCGCGCAGUCGCCUACAUCCUCGUUAUCUUCUGUAGGUAGUGGCGAAUACGACGUGGCCGAGACAGAAACGGAGAUAGGGGUCGAAUCAGCUGACCUCCUGGAAGGUAGACGGCGGUAUAUAGCUGAUGAUGAUGACCAGAAAGGUGUCGGAGGCGGUGGCCUUGGCUCCUUCGAGUCCCAAUGAGAUUACCGCCCCCAACCCUUGAAGCGCUUACCGGUUGCUAGGCGUGCAAGCCUAUGUUACCGCCGAACGGGCGGACUUUUGAGUACUCGUCACGAGACUGCCCCUCGACAGCGAAAGCCGGUAGGACCUACUUAGCCGCCGAUGACUGACUCCAGUCUGUGGGUCUUGUCGUGAAAGGGGGUACGGGCGGCAUGGGAGCCCGUGCGAUGGCGACCGGGAGGAGAAAUUGACGAGAGACAGAGAGAGGAAGAUGGAGAAAGAGAGAUAGAAAGUAACAUUGUUGACAUGCCCCAGGAGCCUCAAACGCGGGUGUAGUCAACCGGCCAACUAGAGCCGGCCAACUGGCACCUCCGACGCUACAUCCGCACUACAUAUGCCUAGACUACACAGGCGUAAUUUCCCGCGAGAACAAGAGCAGCCAUCAAACACUGUCGGUCCCUCUGGUCUCGACUUGGGGCAUGUUAGCAACCCAACUCGACGGCAUAUGUCUAGCCCAUAUAUUCUCUACGAUACCAGCAACCCCACAAAAGGAAUGUUAUUCAUUCUGACCUGGUCUUUCUUUAAGCUCGUUCCGCUCCACCAGGGAAUGAGUGAGAGUAUGUUGUCCGUCGCAGGAAUACGGGAAAUAACUUUCAUCAAGCCAGAAAGUAAACGUUGACAAACUGUCCACGAUUCGAAAUCAUUACAGUACCACAGCGGUUAAUCAAGGGUGGGUGCAAACGUAGGCACGCCAAUUGUGCACUGCUGUACUGCAGUAAGAAUGAAGAUGAUCCAAGCAGCCGUCACUCGCGAGCAAUUCGCGCUGCGAUCGGCCCAUGAUCAUGUACUGUUGUUAUAGGAUUCAGAUGUGUAGACGGAACAUAGAAGAGCAUGGUUCCUUCUAGAAGGCGCGGAGAGAUGCAACUCUCCGCGGAAGGAUAAAACAAAGGGGACAGGAUCUAGUAGCCCCUGUUUGUACUGAGGAUCCUGCGCCCCUUGGUGUCAUUCCUACCGAUACCCAAGGCAACAGCUACUGCUGCUGCUAUUCUGCAAGAGUAAUAACAAGUGAGUUCUUCUCCACGGGUCAACCAGACUUCAUCACGCGUGUAUACCACCACACUUGGCGUUGUCGGCUUAUUCGUACGGUGUUGUCUUGGUUGGUUGUGUUUUGGCCUGUUUGGUGCUUCGAACUGCUGUGGCAGUUCUUGCGCUUCCGUCCCAACCACAGCUUAGCUUUGCCUCGCUUAUCGGUAUGUCUCAACCUAGCGUCGGCUCCUCGGACUCCGCUUCGGCGAGUCCUGAGCAUUCGGAACGUUCGCGUUCGCCAGCGUCAUCGCCCGGCGCAGCGACCUUCGGGUCACCAGCAGCUGGUUGUCAAACCACACAGCUGCUGCUGUCUUCGGACAGUGCCCGUGCCGCUGACCCUGUUGCUGAAGCCACUCGUUUGUCAGAGCUUCGCGCUCAACGCACACAAGAGAGGUUCGCCUCGCCGGCUUCGGCCGACGCUAACCCCGUGGGUGCUGUCCUCAAACCGCCAGCACCCACACCUGGAACUUCGGUUCCCGCCUCUGUACCUUUGGGUGUGCAACAGCAGUCCGUCUCGUCGGCUGCUGGUGAUGAGCUUUCUGAAUUCCCGCGUGCACCACAUGUAGACUCGCAUUUUCCUCUCGCUCCAUCCACCGUUGAGCACUCUGCUCUUGGGACAGACAUCGGUUUCGACCAUCAUGCUGGUCCUCUAGUACCGCCCUUGUCUAGUCAAUCGGCUUCUCGCAGCACGUUGCGAUUUGACUAUACAGUGCAGGCAAUCCCCCCUUUUUCUUCGCGUAGCGAUCGUGUACAAGCAGCGGCUCGCGCCCAACGGCUUCGUGACCGCCGUGCAUUUGCUUCAGUGACAUCACCGCUUGCAGAUUCCGCCGCAUCCAUACGUCUGUUCCCGUAGUUUCGACUACACGGGUGAUUUCGAUUGUUUCUGGUGCACUCCCUACAGUGGCUUCGGCUACCCCGGCCCUUUCGGUUGAUUCCAAUGCAUUUGAUUCCUUGGCUUCGUCCACACAGGCAAUUUCGUUUGCCUCCGAUGCUUUGGCUUCAGUAGUUUCGACUACAUAUGCGGUUUCGACUAGUUCUAAUGUGCAUGCUUCUGCGGGCUCGACUGCUGCAGGUGUAUUUGCCUCCAUCCCUUUAGCUCCGCCUCUACCCACAGCAGUUUCGACUGUCCGCGGUGCUUUUACCUCUGCAGCCCCACCUUUGCGUA
Molecule: messenger RNA, 3694 nt
Organism: Ectocarpus sp. CCAP 1310/34
Lineage: Eukaryota; Phaeophyceae; Ectocarpales; Ectocarpaceae
Source: the annotation of a GenBank genome assembly